This is a messenger RNA of Cynara cardunculus var. scolymus (artichoke), 5207 nucleotides long. Its product is annotated as protein GFS12. NCBI's taxonomy places the organism in Eukaryota, Viridiplantae, Streptophyta, Magnoliopsida, Asterales, Asteraceae. Bases 120 to 5090 code for a protein of 1656 amino acids. The transcript has 16 exons. Gene Ontology annotation, biological process: protein phosphorylation. The record is from RefSeq and is a predicted model, not a curated record. Gene Ontology annotation, molecular function: protein kinase activity; protein binding; ATP binding.
CUCCGGUACACCAAACUUCUGUAAAAUCUGUUGAACUCAGUUUUCGGAUCUACGAUUACCACCACUACGACUAGUACUAUAUAUGUCUAUGUUUCUCCCAAACUCAAGAAAUUGAAUCAAUGGAACCUCAAAUGUGUUUCGACUGUCUUCAACGUCAAAUUCAAACCGAUUUCUCCGACAGACUCCUUUUCAAUUAUGCCCUCGCCGGUUCCGCCCUUCCCUUCGGCUCCAACGCCGUUGUUCAGGUCUUAAAUUCUGAUGGGGAGGUUUCACCUCACUUCAUUUUGAUGUAUUUGCGGAUUAAUAAAGAUGCUUGCUUCACCAAGUACAUCAACGAGCAUUGUCCAGAACAGCUGACUGGAAAUAACUGUAAAACAAAGGAUGACACACCUUUACCGGUACUACUUCAAGACCAGCAAGAGGUGAGUACUGGGAAUCUUUGUCACAAACCUGUUCCUUUAGAAAUUAAAGCAAAUGAACCUCUAUUUUUGUCAAAUGGUGGGGGAAAGACAUCUUUACCUGGAUUAGGCUGCAGCAGUUCAACCUGUUACUUUUCUACAAGGUUUUCUUGCAUGAGGACGCUUACGGCGUUGGCUCCAGUUUCUCAGAUUGGCCCUGCAUCAUUUCCUGCUUUUGAGGAGCUCACUUCAAGUUUCUUGUCUGGGAUUUCAGAAGAUCAUGUAUUGCACUCGCUUAGUCUUCUGAUACAAGGAAAAGCAACAGGACGAGAUAGCAUAAACUUUCUUAAUUUGGUUGGAGUACCCUCAUUUACUGAAACUAGUUUUCCUGGUUGCCUAAGACAUCCAAACAUAGUACCAAUCUUGAGCAUGAUGAAAUCAUCCACCCAUAUCAAUUUAGUACUACCAAAAACUCCUUAUACCUUGGAAAACAUUCUUCACUACAGCCCUGAUGCCUUAAAGUCGAACUGGCAUAUUAAGUUUUUAAUGUAUCAACUACUCUCUCCCUUGAGAUACAUGCAUGGCUUAGGGAUUUCCCAUGGUAGCAUAUGCCCAUCCAAUGUAUUACUAACUGAUUCCUUCUGGUGUUGGCUGCAUAUCGGUGAUACACUACAAUCAAACUCCAACUUAUCCAGAAGUAAAAUGUCCAAUGCUGCUUCCCCUAGAAAGAUUGGUUGUUGCACCAAAGGCUGUCAUUCAAGUGAACUCUAUGCUGGUUUGAAGCUAUCCCAUCCUACAGAUUGGCAUACUGGGUUUGUUCGUUGGUGGAGUGGAGACAUGAGUAACUUUGACUAUCUGCUCUUCUUAAACAGAGUAGCUGGUAGGAGAUGGGGAGAUCACACUUUUCACACUGUUAUGCCAUGGGUUAUUGAUUUCAGUGUAAAACCUGAUGAGAAUAAUGACACAGGUUGGCGAAAUUUGAGUAAAAGUAAGUGGCGCUUGGCAAAAGGUGAUGAACAGUUGGACUUCACAUAUUUAACAUCGGAAGUCCCACAUCAUGUUUCAGAUGAAUGCCUCUCAGAACUAGCUGUCUGUAGCUACAAAGCAAGAAGGUUGCCUUUAAGUGUUUUGCGUACUGCUGUUCGUUCAGUCUAUGAACCAAACGAGUAUCCCUCUACAAUGCACAGGCUUUACCAGUGGACCCCAGAUGAAUGCAUCCCUGAAUUUUACUAUGAUCCACAGAUAUUCCAUUCUCGACAUUCUGGGAUGUCUGAUUUAGCAGUACCUUCAUGGGCAGGUAGCCCUGAGGAGUUUAUUAGAUUGCAUCGAGAUGCUUUAGAAAGCUAUCGUGUAUCAUGCCAGAUUCAUCAUUGGAUAGAUAUUAUCUUUGGGUACAAGAUGUCAGGGCAAGCAGCUAUUGCUGCAAAAAAUGUCAUGUUGCCCCCUUCAGAACCUACAAAGGCCAGAUCGGCGGGACGUCGUCAGCUCUUUAGUCUACCCCAUCCUGCUCGUUGGGGUGUUAUAAAGAAGGCUUGUCAACAUAACACUGAUUCAGCUUUGAGUCAAAGGCAAAUGAAUGAAGUUGAGAGUGUGAAGCAUCUGCUUCAUGAUACUUCUAAUUUACGAGCACUAGAGGAAGCAGCUACAUUCAUUGAACAUGCUUCCAAUUUGAGUCCUCUGUAUAGAAAUGAUCUUGUAACGGACGACUCUGCUUCAGAAGAAUCCAUAAGUCAAGCAAAAGUUGCAAAUGACACAUUUGAAUAUGGCACAUACUCCAAGUUGCCGUCAAUUAUUGAUAUAAAUUUCCUUCUUCAGACUAUUGAUUCAGAUGAUAAUAGUACUCCAGGAUAUCAAGAUUUCUUUCUAUGGAAGCAGAAAGCAUCUCGUUCACCAAACCUUUCUGUAGAUAUUGCAAAUGAUGUAUUUUCGAUUGGCUGCAUCUUAGCAGAACUACAUCUGAAGAGGCCACUGUUUAAUCCAACUUCCUUAACCCAGUACUUACACAGUGGUGUCCUGCCCAAGUUGAUGCUGGAACUUCCCCCUCAAGUUAAUAUUCUUGUUGAAGCAUGCAUUCAGAAGGAAUGGAAUAGGAGACCUUCUGUCAAGUCUCUUUUGGAAUCUCCCUACUUCCCUGCAACUGUUAGGUCAUCGUACCUGUUUCUAGCUCCACUUCAAGUUUUAUCAAAAGAUGGAUCUCGGCUUCAUUAUGUUGCGAGUUAUGCAAAAUGUGGAGCUUUGAAAUCAAUGGGAAAUUUCGCAGCUGAAAUGUGUGCACCCUACUGCCUACCUCUUUUACUCGCACCUUUAUCUGACACUGAAGCAGAAUGCGGUUAUAUAAUGCUAAAAGAAUUCUUGAAGUGUCUGAACCUGAAAGCUGUGAAGGCACUUAUCUUGCCUGUGAUCCAGAAAAUUUUGCAGACCAUAGGUUAUUUACGUAUGAAGGUUUCUCUUCUUCAAGAUUCGUUUGUACGUGAGUUAUGGAGCACGAUUGGUAAACAAAUAUAUUUAGAGAAUAUACAUCCUAUGGUUCUAUCGAAUUUGUAUGUUUCUCCUCAUAAGAGUUCAUCUGGAGCUGCCUCGGUGCUUUUGAUUGGCUCAAGUGACGAGCUUGGUGUACCUGUUACAGUUCACCAGACAAUAUUACCUUUGAUCCACUGUUUCGGGAAGGGGCUUUGCAGUGAUGGAAUUGAUGCCAUUGUUAGAAUUGGUGGUCUUUUUGGAGAGACUUUUAUCGUCAAACAGAUUCUUCCAUUACUGAAAAAUGUCGUACGUUCUUGCAUCGAUGUCUCCAAUGUUAGUAGACCCGAACCUGUGCAGAGUUGGAGUUCCUUGGCUCUUAUUGAUUGUCUAAUGACAUUAGAUGGGAUAGUGGGAUUAUUGCCAAAUGAGGUGGUUGUCAAAGAGCUGAUUGAGGAUGGAGGUUGCCUCUAUAUUCAGCUUCUUAUGAUGGCCAAUUUGGGAAUUCCAGUAUUUCAGGUUGCUGCUACAAGUCUUGUUGCAGUUUCCCAGCAGAUUGGACCAGAAUUAACAUCAGUGUAUGUCAUGCCGAAACUCAAAGAACUCUUCGAAAAACUUGCCUUCUCUGAGGAAACUCGCAGUGGUCCUGGUUGUGGAAGUCAGAAAGCUUCUAAAAAUAAAGUCGAGGACGAGCAAAUGGAAAACAAAAUGGAUCUUGUGUUGCUUCUAUAUCCACCUUUUGCAUCUCUUCUUGGAAUAGAGACACUUCGUCAGUGUUGUACCACAUGGUUGAUUCUUGAACAGUAUCUUCUGUGGCAUCAUAAUUGGAAGUGGGAGUACACAGAGGAAUCUUCUCGUGGUGCUGUGGACAUAAAUGCCAGAAGGGCAAGUUACAGCAAGAACCCAACUGCUGAAUACAAUCCUGCUAAAAUGCUACUUCAUGGGUUUGGAUGGUCAAUACCUCAAUCACCAGGAGAUAAAGGUGCCAAAAACUCAAGACCUCAUAAGCGACAACAUGAUCAUCAAAAUAACUCUGCGCAGAGGCAUGUGACAACCUCAACAACUAGAGAGCAGGAACCCUGGCAUUGGUUCCCUAGUCCUGCACCUAGCUGGGAUGGACCGGAUUUUCUUGGUCGCAUUGGGGCUUCAAGUAAUGAAAUUCCAUGGAAGAUCAGUGCAUCUGUAGUACACUCUGUCCGCGCCCACCAUGGAGCACUCAGGUCGUUUGCUGUUUGCCAAGAUGAGUGUACCUUUUUUACAGCUGGAGUUGGUCCAGGAUUUAAGGGAUCUGUCCAGAAGUGGGAUUUAUCAAGAAUCUCUUGUUCAUCUGGAUAUGAUGGCCAUGAAGAGGUUGUGAAUGAAAUUUGUGUCCUGGCUUCUUCUGAAAGAACUGCUUCUUGUGAUGGUACAAUUCAUGUUUGGAAUAGCCAAUCAGGAAAAAAUAUAUCUUUCAUUGCUGAACAUUCUGCACAAUAUGGGAACUCCUCGACUUCUGCAUCAAGGAUACAUUCCGACCAAGCUAAUAUGCUUGACUUUAGCUCACUUGGCACUGGAAUUUUGAGUAGCGCCUAUGAUGGGAGUUUGUAUACGUGUAUGCAUCACCUGGAAACUGUAAAUAGGCUCGUGGCAGGUACCGGAAAUGGUUCUCUCAGAUUCAUCGAUAUCGAUCAAGGUCAAAAACUUCAUUUGUGGAGGAGUGAUCCUGUUGAAUCCAGUUUUCCUUCUCUAAUCUCUUCCAUAUGCUCAUGUGGUUCUACUAAUGGUGGUGCGACUUCACCAUCCUGGAUUGCCGCUGGACUAAGUUCUGGUCACUGCAGGUUGCUAGAUAUGAGGAGUGGAAAUUUAAUUACAUCAUGGCAAGCUCAUGAUGGAUAUGUUACAAAGUUAGCUGCUCCGGAGGACCACUUGCUUGUUUCUAGCUCACUUGACAAGACUUUGCGAGUUUGGGACCUCAGAAAGAAUUUGGCAUCAGCAUUAAUGGUAUUCAGAGGUCACAACGAUGGUGUAUCUGGUUUUUCUAUUUGGGGACAAGAUGUUAUUUCAAUAUCCAGAAGUAAGAUUGGCCUUUCUUCCUUGUCUCAACAGGAGGGGCAACAUCGGAUCACACCGCAAUACCUGUACACAGGGGAUCGUGAGUCAAGGAACAUGUCGGUGUUAUCUAACAUAACCAUUCUUCCGUUUUCACGACUUUUUCUGGUUGGAACGGAAGAUGGUUACCUAAAGCUCUGUUCUUAGCCAUUGUGUAUAUUUUGGUUGUGACAUUUUAACAAGCACCAUUUGAUGUUUUAUUUAUUAAGAUGUGAAUAAUUUAGUCAACAAAUAUAAACUUGUAUUAUUUUAUCGGUGUUUUUA